GCCGCGAUGGAAAGCAGUGGAGUGCCGCCUUGGGAGUCCUGGCUCGCAUCCCCGAGGUGGCCUUGCAGCCGACGGUGAUCAGCCUGAACUCCGCCCUUGCGGCAUACGAAGAGACAGCUCAGUGGCCACGCGCCUGCGAGCUGCUCCGAGGGUGCAGACCAAUCGUCGACCGCAUCUCUUACAACACUGUUCUGAGCUGCUUGGAGAAGGCACGGCAGUGGCUUCUGGCGCUCUUUUUAAUCGACAUCUUCGCAAUUGAGCGUCUCGCUGCGGACACC
This is a messenger RNA of Symbiodinium necroappetens, 278 nucleotides long. The record is from the annotation of a GenBank genome assembly. Lineage: Eukaryota; Dinophyceae; Suessiales; Symbiodiniaceae.